Messenger RNA from Fukomys damarensis (Damara mole-rat), 2388 nucleotides. RefSeq names its product biogenesis of lysosomal organelles complex 1 subunit 5 (gene Bloc1s5). The coding region runs from base 52 to 618 and encodes 188 amino acids. The transcript has 5 exons. NCBI's taxonomy places the organism in Eukaryota, Metazoa, Chordata, Mammalia, Rodentia, Bathyergidae. The record is from RefSeq and is a predicted model, not a curated record. Gene Ontology annotation, cellular component: BLOC-1 complex; transport vesicle.
CCCAGAUUUGCGCAGGCGCAGCGAGAGCGCGGGUGGGCGGAGCUGGUCAGGAUGAGUAGCGGAGUGACCGAGGGGUCUGUGGGUUGUGAGGCCGUCCCGGCCGGCAGUGGCGGAAAGAAGAGGGAUUCGCUGGGGUCUGCGAGCUCAACGCACCUCAUUAUCAAGGAUCUUGGAGAGAUUCAGUCAAGGCUUUUGGAUCACAGACCAGUUAUUCAAGGUGAAACUCGUUACUUUGUAAAAGAAUUUGAAGAAAAGCGUGGUCUCCGAGAAAUGCGAGUUCUUGAAAAUCUGAAGAAUAUGAUCUGUGAGACAAGUGAGCACACUCUUCCCAAGUGUGGAGAUGCGAUGGAGAGUAACUUGAAGGACGUUCUCCAGAGAUUGCAAGCAGCAAAUGACUCUGUCUGUAGACUCCAGCAGAGAGAACAGGAACGAAGAAAGAUGUAUAAUGACCAUUUAGUAGCUAGUGAGAAGCAACAUCAGCUCCAGUGGGAGGCUUUCAUGAAAGAACAGCCCCACAGACGGGCUGAAGUGGACGCAGAGCACCAGACAGCUAUGGCAAGGCUCAAGGAGCACUAUACCAAGAUGGAGAAGGACCUCGCAAAGUUCUCAACCUUUUAAGAACUGAACCACAACAGUGACAGACAAACAAGAAAACACUGACUUCCGCCCAAAUACUUCCACCAACCACUUAGCCUCUGCUUCGAGCUCAGCAAUAUAUUCAGUGGCACUCUAUGUCAGAGGAAGCGACUUCUCCUGAAGCUGACAGGAUGUUCAGUGGAAGGAGAACGCUGUGUCAUUCCCGUUUAAGUGCCUGUAGGUGAUCGUGUGAAUCAGAAAUGUAGAAGGAAAAACGGGCUCAGUUUACUCUUCGUUCAUCAGAAUUGGUUUUCUUUCCUACUGUUUAGCUCAAAGAACUGUCAGUACAGACUAAUUCAUUCUUCUGCAGGAUUAUUAUUAGUGUAUUAUUGUGGCUUAAAAGACAGGUAGAAUAGCUGCUGUCAUAGCCUCCCUGGCUACAAGAGAGAUAAGAAUGUGUGAAAUAUUAUUCCAUGAGUAAUGUCAACAAACAGCCGGCCUUGGAGAAGAGAUCACACUUGAGAGGGGUAAGAGUCAAACAUUGUCUCCACUAUCCAAAGAUGGCCACGGUAGACUGUGAAUCACCUGUUAGGAGGGGUUACAGAUUUUGUAAUUCCAUGCAUUUCCCUGCGUGUUAACAUGCGUGUUAGGAUUUGUGGCCUUCCAGUCCUUGAUAUUUUCAAAAAUGUGCUUAGGACACAAAGUUUACCAAAAAUAUAUUUUGACUUUCAGCCUUUUUAAGAACUAUACUCUUGCUGAUGCUGUUUACCUCAUUUUUGUACCUAUUUUGCUGUGGGUAAGUGUAUAACAUAAAUAAUGUCUAUACAUGUUUCAGGUGUUAUAUGAGUGAUCAGCAAAAUCUGUCAAGGAGUCUCUCUGGAGCCAUAUAAAGAUUUUGGCUCCGAAUGAACCAGAAGUGUUCAUCCACAUGGCACAUGACCCAUAUUAAAUGUAAAUUCUUUUUAGUGUUAACGUCUGUGCUCAUAAGCAGGUGUAUUUUGAUGAAACGCAUACCAAUUCUGUCAUCACUGUGAUCUUUUAAAAUCUGCAUUUAGCAAUCUAAUGGAAAAACUAAGUUGAUUUUUUUUCUUCGCCAUAAACCAAGAGAAAGUAAGUGCAAUAAUUUCAAGAGAUUUAUGGCAAAUUAAUUUGUGGUGUGGGUAAAUCUAAUGUUUUUAUUGCUCUUCAGUAAAAGAAGGCAUAAGAAAGAAAAUGUCCCAGUUCUUGUGUUAUCUCAGCAUUGCAACUGCAGAAAAUUGACAAUGCUUGCCUGUGUGAAUUUAUGGCUUACUGUCAAAGCUUCAUUCUUGGCUGCAUGUUGAAACUGUGAUUAAAGUUAAUAGAAGAGAUGAAAUAAGUAUUUGAGAUUUCUUUGAAUAACACUGAACUUCUGCCAACUUUCUCUGUCUGCUACUGUAGCCUUGACAGGUUCAUCAAUCAUCCUCUGGUACCUGGACGAAAAGAGCACUUGCUGACACUAAAGCAUGUUGGAAUUUUCUUAAUUCUCUUUCAGUGGGUGGAAAAAAAUACUUCCAAAAAUAUCCCAUGCAUGAAAAAGGAGGGGAGCCUUAAAUGAAAAUUCCCUUUGUAUUAUAGGACCAUUUUGGAAUGCCAUUAAUUACCAUCACACCAUGAGUGUCCAGGGGCUUCCCAGACCAAAGUAAAGUUGAGGGUUUUUUAAGCCUUAAAUAUUAAAAUGUUCAAUUCUUUCUUUGUAACUUUGUUAGAUUGUUAGAAUUCAUAUACCUUCUAAAAGGGUCCAUUUACCUCCCUUUUGCUGUUUUUACUGCUGAACAUGUUCACUUUUGCUUU